UACCUUAACUCCACAAAUCUCUUCAAAUUGAAAUGAAGUAACUUCUUGUUAUGAAAAUAAGACUAGCGUAACUAGCGUGUUUGUAUCAAUUUCGUUGAUUAUAUAGCCACUAACAUUCAUAUGAACCCUCUAUAGACACAUAACACCUUAUCCCUUGAAAAGUUUAGCCACCUAUCUUUCUCUCAAGAGCCAUGGAGCUUUUCUUCCUCUUCCUCACACUUCUCUUUCUCUAUCUCUACGUUCAAUUCCUGAAUAGUAAAAAACCAAUAAAAAACAUAGGCUUUAAAACCUACCCUCUAGUUGGAGUCUUACCGGAUUUCUUGAAACACCGCCACCGCUUCCUUGAAUGGAGCACCGAAGUCCUCCGUGACUGCCCCACCAACACCGCCGUCUUCUCCCGUCCAGGCAAGGUCCACGGCGUCAUAACGGCGAACCCCGAAAACGUUGAACACAUGCUGAAGACCAAAUUCGAAAACUACCCUAAGGGCGAACGGUUCAUCACCCUCCUCGACGAUUUCCUCGGCAGAGGAAUCUUCAACUCUGACGGCGAGCUCUGGAAGGUUCAGAGAAAAACAGCAAGCUACGAAUUCAACACCAAAUCGCUCCGAAACUUCGUUAUGGAGAAUGUUACGGUCGAAAUCCAAACGAGGUUGCUUCCAAUUCUAUCCAGAGCCUCCGAGAAAAACAGGGUAAUCGAUUUGCAGGACAUGUUGGAGCGGUUCGCGUUCGACAACGUGUGCAAGCUCGCGUUCGACGUGGACCCCGGGUGUCUCGGCGGAGACGGCACCGCAGGGGCGGAGUUCAUGGCGGCGUUCGAGAACGCCGCCAUGCUGAGUUCGGGGAGGUUCAUGUGUGCGUUCCCGUGGCUGUGGAGACUGAGGAAGGUUCUCAACGUGGGAACGGAGCGGAGUCUAAAAGAAUCAAUCGCCACCGUUCAUGAGUUCGCUGAUAAGAUCAUACGGUCCAGAACGGAAGCCAAGGGCCCCACCACCCACGACCAGGACUUGCUCUCACGCUUCAUUGGAGCAGAGGAUAAUUCCCCUGAGUUCCUCCGCGACAUCGUCAUAAGCUUCAUCCUCGCCGGACGCGAUACGACGUCAUCCGCUCUUAGCUGGUUCUUCUGGAUUCUGUCUUCGAGGCCCGACGUGAGGAAAAAAAUCCUCGACGAAAUCGAAACGGUUCGGUCCAAGAACCGCGGCGGCGAAGAAGAAGAUGAAGAAUUAGCACCGUUCGGGUACGAGGAACUGAAGGAGAUGCAGUACUUGCACGCCGCAAUUUCGGAGACAAUGAGGUUGUACCCUCCAGUACCGGUCGACACGAAGGCGUGCUUGAACGACGACGUUUUGCCAGACGGUACGAGGAUUAAGAAGAACUGGUUCAUAACUUACCACACGUACGCCAUGGGGAGAAUGGAGAGCGUGUGGGGGAAAGAUUGCACCGAAUUCAAACCCGAAAGGUGGUUGGAGGAUGGUGUGUACCGAACCGAGUCUCCGUUUCGGUUUCCGGUUUUCCACGCGGGUCCCAGAAUGUGUCUGGGGAAAGAAAUGGCUUAUAUUCAGAUGAAGUCCAUUGCAGCUUCGGUGAUGGAGAGGUUUGAGAUUGUUGCACUUGAUAAGGACACGUGUCCCCAGCAUCUUUUGUCCUUGACUUUGAGGAUGAAAGGAGGGUUGCCCGUGACCGUGAGUGCAAGCGUAAAGGGGAUAGUAUAGUAGCUGUAUAGUAACGUGAUUCGGGGUUCCUUGGUUUUUUAGCUGAUAUAAAAAGAAUGUUCAAGUUAUAUUUAUAAAUU
This is a messenger RNA of Gastrolobium bilobum, 1789 nucleotides long. RefSeq names its product cytochrome P450 CYP94D108-like. The transcript has a single exon. Lineage: Eukaryota; Viridiplantae; Streptophyta; Magnoliopsida; Fabales; Fabaceae. Bases 192 to 1709 code for a protein of 505 amino acids. The record is from RefSeq and is a predicted model, not a curated record. Gene Ontology annotation, molecular function: monooxygenase activity; heme binding; oxidoreductase activity, acting on paired donors, with incorporation or reduction of molecular oxygen.